Diabrotica virgifera virgifera (western corn rootworm) is the source of this 1074-nucleotide messenger RNA. It is a transcript of the gene CAHbeta, whose product is annotated as beta carbonic anhydrase 1. The record is from RefSeq and is a predicted model, not a curated record. The transcript has 4 exons. Bases 214 to 981 code for a protein of 255 amino acids. Lineage: Eukaryota; Metazoa; Arthropoda; Insecta; Coleoptera; Chrysomelidae. Gene Ontology annotation, molecular function: carbonate dehydratase activity; zinc ion binding.
UGAUCGUUCAUUACCAUAAAAUCAAAUGGCAAACAUAAAUAUGCCGUAAACUAAGUAAGUCUACGAGUGUAGACUAGCGUGAAUCGAAUUAAUUGCAUCAAUAAUUCUUUGUUACAAAUAUACUUUUUGCGUUUGACCUCUAAAUCACGCUUCCAAAGAUAAAAUUUUGAUAAUAGAUGGUGAUGUCUAUGAAAGCGACAGUUUGUUCCUAACAUGGAUAAGUUAUUGAAGGGGAUAAUAAAAUAUCGGGGCACCGCGAGGGAUGAAAUGGUCAAACAGUUUUUGCAAGUCAAGGAUCAUCCAACGCCAAAGGCAGUGUUUUUCACGUGUAUUGACAGUCGAAUGAUACCGACAAGAUUCACCCAGACUGAAGUUGGAGAUAUGUUUGUGGUAAGAAAUGCUGGAAAUGUAAUACCUCAUUCCCAACAUUUUGUGGACGAGUUAACAUCAAACGAACCAGCUGCCUUAGAACUCGGAUGUGUAGUCAAUGACAUUCGGCAUAUAAUCGUUUGUGGUCAUAGCGAUUGUAAAGCAAUUAAUUUAUUAUAUAAAUUACAGGAUAGCGAAUUUGCAUCUCAGGAAAAUAGAAGAAUUUCACCGCUACGAGCAUGGCUGUGCACACACGCACUUUCAAGCUUAGAAAAAUUUCAACAACUGGAAGUCUCGGACUAUUCGAAGCCGUUGAUAUUUCAAGCAGAAACCCCAAUGAGAAAAUUUGUAGCAUACAUAGAUCCAGAAAAUAAAUUCGCUAUUGAAGACAAACUGUCACAAAUUAACACGUUACAACAACUUCAAAAUAUAGCUAGCUAUGGAUUUUUGAAAAAAAGACUGGAGAAACACGAGCUUCACAUACAUGCCUUGUGGUUCGAUAUUUACACUGGGGAUAUUUAUUAUUUUAGUAGGGGAGCAAAAAGAUUUGUUCUUAUUGAUGAAGAUAAUGUUGAUAAACUUCUACAAGAAGUUAAAAAAUACUAUUCAUAGGGCAAAGCCAAGACAUUAUACAGAUCUUCUAUUUUUUCCUUUUAUACUUAAUAAAAUAUAUUUUUAUAUUAAGAAUAUAAUUGAAAUUAAAAA